AUGAGUAGAAGAGGACAUGUUGUUGAAGAUGAAUCUUUGUGCAAAGAAUCUAAAGAGGAUUUGCUGAGUGAUGAAAAUGGAGAUGGUGGUACUUACCAAGAUGAAGAGGAUGAAGAUUCCAAUUUAGAUCAUGAGACUGCAUUUGAUGAUGAUGGCAAUGGAAAUCUAUCCCCUAUACUGGAGGAGGAAGACAAAGGCAUUGAAAAGCAAGAUGAGGAUGAUACUACUUCUUUGGAAGAACCUAAGUUGGAUGCAACUAGAGUUGACAAGCAAUGUAAUGUGCAACCACCUAUAGAUUCAUCCACCCAUGUUGAAGCUCAAGUUGAUGAUAGUGAAGAUCUUGUACCACUGAAGGUUCGUUUGGAAAGGUUGCAAGCUUUGAAAGUUAAAGAUAAGAAGAAGGAUACAACAACUUCUAGUGAACCUCAACCACUGCAGAUUAUUCCUCUAGAACCUACCAUCAAGCCAAAAUCCAAUGCACAAAGAAUGAAGGAAAAGCUUAGGACCCCCAUGUGGUAA
Miscanthus lutarioriparius is the source of this 519-nucleotide messenger RNA. The record is from the annotation of a GenBank genome assembly. NCBI's taxonomy places the organism in Eukaryota, Viridiplantae, Streptophyta, Magnoliopsida, Poales, Poaceae.